GACACAAGUGUCGUAAGAUACUUUGCGUAUAUUUCACGAAUUUCACGGCUUAUAUAAAUUGAGGUAAAGCGGUUCCGCGUGAAACUGUGUCGAAUUAAACCGCGCAAGGAUGGCGAAAUUCGCUCUUCUAUUUUGCCUCAUUAUUUUCACCGCCUAUGCCAACUCCCAGUUUAUCCCUUCGUUCCUCAAUCCGACGAAGAAAGUGGAACAAUACGAAAAGCAUGUUAUCGAAAAGAUCAACAAUAUCAUUAAUAAGGGGAACACGAUCUUUCUUCAGCGUAAAGAGCAGGCUAAGAAGCUUGUAGAAGAGAUGAAAAAAAAGAGCGAGAGAAUAAACACGGAUGCAAGAAAUUUUGUCAAUAAUAUAUUAAAAACGAUGGGUUUUGAAUUAAAAAAUCUAAAGAAAUAUCUAAAAGGCAUGAGUGACUGCAAUGCGAAAGAAAAAGAAUUGGAUCAUUUAUUUGAUCAAUUCAUAGAUUCAACUAAUAAUUGUACUUCAAGAAAGUUGAACGAAGCGAUACAACUUACGGUUGAAAUAAACACGAAAUCUGAAAACUUAUUGAAUGAUCUAAAUAAUAUUAGUACGAACGCAGCAAAGUGUACAACGAUAAACAAAUUUCCUUUUGAGAUCAUGAAUUGUUUAAAUGACGCACUGAAUAGAGCAAUACGAUAUUCACUUGUGGAUAUUUUAGAAACUUCGAAACAAAACGAUUAUAUCAUUACUCUGAUUAUAAAACUGAAAAUAUCAUUAAACAAAUGCAACAUAGAUGAAGUAAAAGAUAUAUCGAAACAAAUUACUGCAUUGAGAAAGGAAAUUAAAGACUGUUACAAAAAUCUAUAUACAAGUAGUCCGAAAUAUACUACCACAAGUGCAUGGCAACCAACAACUGUCACAAAACCUGAUAUUCUUACAUCGACCACAAGCACUAGCACAGAACAAUCAAGUAGCACAGAAGGACCAAACAGUUCUACUACGUCGAGUACAGAGCAAUCAAUUUCGAGUAGCACGGAAGGAUCAUCUAGCGCUAGUACAGAACAAUUCAGUUCAAGUACUACAGAACAACCAUCUAGCUCUAGUACACAAUUCACUUCAGAUAGCACAGAAGGAUCAUCUAGCUCUAGUACAGGACAGCCAUCCUCAAGCACAGAAGGAUCGUCUAGUACACAGCAAUCCAGUUCAAGUAGCACAGAACAAUCAAGUUCAGGUACCACAGUAAGACCAUUUACUUCUAGUACAUCGUUCACUUCAGAUAGCACAGGAUGGUCUAGCUCUAGUACACAACAAUCCAGUUCAAGUAGCACAGAACAACCAGGUAGUUCGAGUACAACCCAAUCAAGUAGUAGUACAGGAGGAUGGUCUAGCAUUAGUACAGAACAACCAAGUUCAGGUAGCACAGAAAGACCACCAGGCUCUAGUACAUCCACAUCAAGUAGCACAGAAGGAUCGUCUAGUACAGGACUACCAUCCUCAAGCAGUACAGGAGGAUCGUCUGGCACUAAUACACAACAAUCCAGUUCAACUAACACAGAACAACCAGGUAGUUCGAGUACAGCCCAAUCAAGUAGUACAGGAGGAUCGUCUAGUACAGGACUACCAUCCUCAAGCAGUACAGGAGGAUCGUCUGGCACUAAUACACAACAAUCCAGUUCAAGUAGCACAGAACAACCAGGUAGUUCGAGUACAGCCCAAUCAAGUGGUACAGCAGGAUGGUCUAGUGCUAGUACAGAACAACCAAGUUCAGGGAACACAGAAAGACCAUCAGGCUCCAGCACACCAUCCACGUCAGAUAGCACAGGAGGAUCGUCUAGUACAGGCCUGCCAUCCUCAAGUAGUACAGGAGGAUCGUCUGGCACUAAUACACAACAAUCCAGUUCAAGUAGCACAGAACAACCAGGUAGUUCGAGUACAGCCCAAUCAAGUAGUACAGGAGGAUCGUCUAGUGCUAGUACAGAACAACCAAGUUCAGGUAGCACAGAAAGACCACCUGGCUCUAGUACACCAUCCACGUCAGGUAGCACAGGAGGAUCGUCUAGUACAGGACUGCCAUCCUCAAGUAGUACAGGAGGAUCUGGCACUAAUACACAACAAUCCAGUUCAGGUAGCACAGAACAACCAGGUAGUUCGAGUACAGCCCAAUCAAGUAGUACAGGAGGAUGGUCUAGUACAGAACAACCAAGUUCAGGUAGCACAGAACAACCAGGUAGUUCGAGUACAGCCCAAUCAAGUAGUAGUACGGGAGGAUGGUUUACCUCUAGUACAGAACAACCAAGUUCAGGGAAUACAGAAAGACCACCUGGCUCUAGUACACCAUCCACGUCAGGUAGCACAGGAGGAUCGUCUAGUACAGGACUGCCAUCCUCAAGCAGUACAGGAGGAUCGUCUGGCACUAAUACACAACAAUCUAGUUCAAGUAGCACAGAACAACCAGGUAGUUCGAGUACAGCCCAAUCAAGUAGCACAGGAGGAUCGUUUAGUUCUAGUACACAACAACCAAGUUCAGGUACCACAGUAAGACCAUCUGGCUCUAGCACACCGUCCACUUCAGGUAGCACAGGAGGAUCGUCUAGCUCUAAUACAGAACAACCAAGUUCACGUAGCACAGAAACACCUGGUAGUUCGAGUACAGCGCAGUCAAAUAGCCCUGGAGGAUCGUCUAGUACAGAACAAUCAAGUUCAAGUAGCACAGAAAGACCAUCUGGCUCUAGUACACCGUCCACUUCAGGUAGCACAGGAGGAUCGUCUAGCUCUAAUACAGAACAACCAAGUUCACGUAGCACAGAAAGACCUGGUAGUUCUAGUACAGCGCAAUCAAGUAGCCCUGGAGGAUCGUCUAGUACAGAACAAUCAAGUUCAAGUAGCACAGAAAGACCAUCUGGCUCUAGUACACCAUCUACGUCAGGUAGCACAGGAGAAUCGUCUAGCUCUAGUACAGAACAACCAAGUUCAGGAAACACAGAAAGACCAUCUGGCUCUAGUACACCAUCUACGUCAGGUAGCACAGGAGGAUCGUCUAGCAUUAGUACACAACAAUCCAGUUCAAGUAGCACAGAACAACCAGGUAGUUCGAGUACAGCCCAAUCAAGUAGCUCAGGAGGAUGGUCUAGCUCUAGUACAGAACAACCAAGUUCAGGGAACACAGAAAGACCAUCUGGUUCAAGUACACCGUCCACGUCAGGUAGCACAGGAGGAUCAUCUAGUACAGGACUGCCAUUCUCAAACAGCACAGGAGGAUCGUCCAGCUCUAGUACACAACAAUCCAGUUCAAGUAGCACAGAACAACCAGGUAGUUCGAGUACAGCCCAAUCAAGUAGCACAGGAGGAUGGUCUAGCUCUAGUACAGAACAACCAAGUUCAGGUAGCACAGAACGACCAGGUGGUUCAAGUACUGCGCAAUCAAGCAGCACAGGAGGAUCGUCUAGUACAGAACAACCCAAUUCAGGUAGCACAGAACCAGGUAGUUCGAGUACUGCGCAAUCAAGCAGCACAGGAGGAUCAUCUAGCUCUAAUACAGAACCAACUUCAACCGGUACAGAUUCAGUCACAACAAUAAUAUAUACAGACAAGUUCACAAAUAGUACAAUAGAAGUGUCUACGGAUGUCACAGCAAGCUCGAAUAAUACAACGAAAGUAUCUACAGAUAUCACAGAGGGAUUGCCUUCUAUCACACCAGUCUCAAAUACCACUUUGCCUCCUUGUGUAUGUUUUAGUUAUGGUUAUUAAUUUAUUCCAAUAUAACAUAUGAAAAAUAUUUUUUUUUGUUUGAAAAAUACAUAUAAUUAUAUUUAUUUGUAUAUUGGAUGAAUUUAUUAAUUAUUUGAUAAUUGAACUAUAUGUCAUUGUUCGUAAUAAAUUUGUAGUAUUGAAGUAUUUUUGAAGUAUAAUGUUUUCAAUACUGUCUACUAGAAAUAUUAUUCUGGAUUUUAUUAGAUAAAUUUUGAUCUUUAUUUUGAAGAUUGAUAUUAUUGCGUAUAAAGAAGUGAAUAAUGUCUAAUAUGGUCAUUAAUAAUCAUUUUUAAAAAUGAUAUUUAAUUUUAUUUCUCGCUUUGCAAAAUAACUAACUAAAUAAAUAACUAAUUAAUAAAUUAUUUGAAAAAAAAAGUAUUUAAAUAAAUUUCUAAAUCUUGAAAUUUUUAAACAUCUCAAUAUUAUCAACAAUAACAAUUAUAUAUAAUAAAUACCUGGAGAACCUUAAAGUCAGAAUAUUAAAGAUAAAGCUUUGAAUCAAAUGUUUUCCAGUAUUUCAUUAUCAAUCUAAUUUCAAUUAUUCGUGUCAUGAAUAAUUUCUAACUUCUCAAGAAUCUCACGUGAAAAAUUAUUUAACUCUGAAAUGAGAUACUAACUUAUUCGUUAACGAAGUCCGAGUCGUUUUGUCCGCUUAUGUUCAUCUGAUCGUUGUGUUAGACUCUUUUUCUUGAGGAUAAGCCACGAUCCUCAAGACGAAAGUGCUUCAUACCAAAAAAAAA
This is a messenger RNA of Apis mellifera (honey bee), 4464 nucleotides long. Its product is annotated as serine-rich adhesin for platelets-like. The record is from RefSeq and is a predicted model, not a curated record. NCBI's taxonomy places the organism in Eukaryota, Metazoa, Arthropoda, Insecta, Hymenoptera, Apidae. The transcript has 4 exons. Bases 110 to 3721 code for a protein of 1203 amino acids.